Sugiyamaella lignohabitans is the source of this 1452-nucleotide messenger RNA. RefSeq names its product Trm13p (gene TRM13). The record is from RefSeq and is a predicted model, not a curated record. The coding region runs from base 1 to 1452 and encodes 483 amino acids. The transcript has a single exon. Lineage: Eukaryota; Fungi; Ascomycota; Dipodascomycetes; Dipodascales; Trichomonascaceae. Gene Ontology annotation, biological process: tRNA methylation.
AUGACUCGAAGAGCAGACGAGACUUACUGUGCUCAACAUAUUCUUCUGGUAAAGGAUUCAGUCAACGGACGGAAGCGAGUACCAUGUCCUCUUGAUAAAGGUCAUAGCGUCUGGGCAGAUCAGCUAAAACACCACAUGGAAAAAUGUCGAGCCAAACCCAAAGACUCUGAAGACGUGUGGUAUAACGAAGAUAUGAACAUUACUGACAAAGAAUAUAAAGAGAAGGGUAACAAGAACGUCACCAAAGGUCCAGUAGAUGUAACCAAAUGGAUUCCCAUCUUGACAGAACUGUACGAACGAGAGGUCAAGCAACAUCCGGUUACUCGAGAUAUUAGACAGAACGACGGACUCAAACUCCGGUUACAGGAACUGGAAAACAAGAAACAUGCUAUACAACAAUCGUCUUUGAUUGGACAUAUGGCAGAUAGUGGUCUAUUAUACGACGACGAAAGUGGUGCAGAUACCCUGAUUAUAGAGUUUGGGUGUGGAAGAGCAGAGCUGUCGCGAUAUAUAUACAGAUCACAAUUAUUAAACCACCUUCAACGGAUUGAAAACAAGACGUCAGAAACAAGUAAAAAACCGAAACUUCCCAAAAGCAAGUUCCUGCUGGUAGAUAGAUCCAAACCGAGAAUGAAGCUUGACUGUAAACUAACAGAAGAAUAUGAAACAUUCAAGCAAAUCCACAGUACUGUCUCUGAUAUUGAAAAAGUAUUAGAACCAGAAUACGCACGACUGAAGAUAGAUAUCAAAGAUCUUGACCUCGACAAGUCACCUUUUAUCGCCCAAUCAUCAAACACAGAGAAAUUAAAAGUGACGGCGGUAUCGAAGCAUUUGUGUGGUUGUGCUACUGAUCUUACUUUAGCCUGUCUCAAGAACAGUCAUCUCACCCAACAAGACAAUCCAGCCAGGCUCCAUGGAGUAGUUAUCGCUCUUUGUUGUCGACAGCUUUGUAGCUACGAGACAUAUCCCCUUGCAGGACGAGACUGGCUAAUAGCUAACGAAAUCGGAGCUGAAGGAUUCCGAGCUAUAACUCGCCUGACGUCGUGGGCAGUUUGUGGAACUCGGGAAAAAAAACCGAAAGCUGAUGGAAAAAACAACCAGGAAGAUCAGAAUACAGAACAGGCGAUAGAAAUUAAAGAAAACGGUAUAGCCGCUGAAGGAAAUCAAGCAUUGGAAAGCAAAAACGAUACAAACAGAGUCGAAGCCACUGUAGACACAGAAGAAACGACAAGCACAGAAUAUACAGACAGCAAAGAAGACACGAACGGGUUAACCACGCUGCGAAUGACAGAAGAAGAGCGAGAGAGAAUCGGGCUCAUGGCACGUCGAGUAAUCGACUACGGGAGAGUUAAAUCGUUACAACAACUGGGCUACAAGGCACAAGUUGUCGAGUACGUUGACAAAUCCAUCUCCCUCGAGAACCACUGUCUGGUCGUGACAGGAAUCCAGUAA